Messenger RNA from Argiope bruennichi, 2029 nucleotides. RefSeq names its product U3 small nucleolar RNA-associated protein 4 homolog (gene l(3)72Dn). Gene Ontology annotation, molecular function: RNA binding; protein binding. The transcript has 18 exons. Gene Ontology annotation, biological process: maturation of SSU-rRNA from tricistronic rRNA transcript (SSU-rRNA, 5.8S rRNA, LSU-rRNA). Gene Ontology annotation, cellular component: small-subunit processome; t-UTP complex; 90S preribosome. The record is from RefSeq and is a predicted model, not a curated record. Bases 61 to 2004 code for a protein of 647 amino acids. NCBI's taxonomy places the organism in Eukaryota, Metazoa, Arthropoda, Arachnida, Araneae, Araneidae.
ACGAGUCUCUGUUUUGUUUACAUGCCGAAAAAUUUUAUGAUCUAAUUGUUAUGGUCUAAAAUGAAAUCGCUAAAAGUACAUCGUGUAAAUUUUUUUGAACCUGAACCACAAGCUAUCCGAUGUUUGUCACAUGAUCGAACUACUUCACAUCUUGCUGUUUCGAGAGCUGACUCAUCUAUUGAAAUUUGGGAUGUCAAAAGUAAUCCUUAUCUCGAAAAGGUGAUUCCAGGAACACCUGCAACAUCUGUUGAAACUCUUGCAUGGUGUAAUGGCCGUUUAUUCUCAGCAGGACUGUAUGGAUAUAUUACAGAAUACGAUUUGGAAUCUUUAGUUCCAAAAUAUCAACUAAGUGUUACCUCUACAUGUCCUAUAUGGUGUAUGAAAUUUGAUUAUGAAGGCAAAUGUCUUGCAGUUGGAAAUGAAGAUGGUCAUGUUGUUUUGCAUCAGUUGUCAUUUGAAGGCUUAGACUUUGAUAAAAAAUGUGAUAAACAAGAAGGUUGUAUUCUCUGUUUGGAUUGGCAUAAAGAUGGACAGUUUAUAGUCACAGGCUCUAUUGAUGCUAUCAGAGUAUGGAAUGUCAAUAAUGGACAUGUUGUUAAUCGUAUUAUAUUAGCAAGAGCUAGUAAAAGUGUUCCCACUGUUGUUUGGUGUGUAGCUGUCACCAGUGAUAUGACUAUAAUAAGUGGAGACUCAUGUGGGAAAACAUCUUUCUGGGAUGGAAACACUGGAACUUUACUAUCAGCUAGUGGUACACAAAAAGAUGAUGUUUUGACCUUAGUUGUAAACAAAGAUGAAGAUGUCAUCUACACUAGUGGAGUAGAUUCUACAAUUACUAUGUAUUUGAAGUCAUCUAAUGGAAUGUGGUUAAAGUCUAUUCAACGUGUUGUUCAUACUCAUGAUGUGAGGGCACUUCAGUUUGUAGGAGAUUAUUUAGUUUCUGGAGGUGAUGACUGCAAUCUCAUCUUCACCAAGUAUCCUCCAAAAACUACCAUAAAAUUUUUCCCUUUUUGUCAGAAAUCCUACUGUAAAGUAGCUUCCAAUCCAUCUUGUAUUUUAUUGACAUACCCUAAUUUUGUUGAAGUCUGGAGUAUUGGGACAUUCUCAGGUAAUGCUAACAAGCCUACAAACUUGUUACGUUUAAAGCCCAAACAAAACGAAAGAAUUAUAUGUAGUUCACUUUCUUCUAAUGGAAAGUGGUUAGCAUAUGCUAGUCAACUCCAAAGCAGAUUAUUUUGCUUAAAACUGGAAACAAAUUCAAAAGACUUACCAUCAUUUUAUAAGGUUUCUCUACCAGAUAAAAUUCCUUCUUCUACAAUACUUUUAUUUACAUCUGAACCAACAAAACUUAUUUUGUAUAGUAGAAAUAAUAUCUUCAUUGUCAAAUGUGACAGCAUGCAGCCAACCAUAGAAAAUACAAUUGAGACAGAUGCUGAAGACCAAGUUCAAUUAAUGGAACUGAGCCAUGACGAUGAACAUUUAGCCUGUAGUUACCAUAGUGGGAAAGUUACUAUUUAUAAUUUGAAAAGUUUGAAGGUUCAGUUUAAGUUACCUGUAUAUAAAUUUCAAGCUACUGCCUUGAAAUUUGAUCCUUCUUCUGAAAAUCUAUUAAUUGCUUACAGCGAUAGAAAAAUUGUAGAAUAUUCAUUAGAGAAAUCAGGGUAUUCGAAUUGGUCGAAACAGCAAGUGCUUCUUCAAUUUCAAUCUGUUACACCUCAUCCAAUCACUUCCAUUUGCUUCUGUUCUGAUAAGAUAUUUCUUCAAGAUGAGAAUACUCUCUAUGUUUUUGAUCGAAAAGAUGAGAUUCAGCCUGGGAAAAAGAAGAUCAAACAAUCUGAAGAUUCUAGUAUCUCUAUAACAGAAAGUGAUUAUAAAGCAAUUACAAAAUAUGAGCAUAUAUCGAGUAUUGAUUCUUUUAUGGAAGACCUUGUUGUUGUACAAAUAUCUUCAAGCCGCAUUCUGGAUAGUCUACCACCACCUGUUUGGAAGAAAAAAUAUGGAACGUGAUUUUUGUACAAUUUGUAUAUAUUUU